Messenger RNA from Penaeus monodon (black tiger shrimp), 1082 nucleotides. RefSeq lists its product as uncharacterized. Lineage: Eukaryota; Metazoa; Arthropoda; Malacostraca; Decapoda; Penaeidae. Bases 81 to 929 code for a protein of 282 amino acids. The transcript has 6 exons. Gene Ontology annotation, cellular component: lysosome. Gene Ontology annotation, biological process: proteolysis. The record is from RefSeq and is a predicted model, not a curated record. Gene Ontology annotation, molecular function: cysteine-type peptidase activity.
AUCAAAAGGUAAUGGAGAGGCAUGAAGUCAAGAAGCCUUCCUCCUAAGUCUAUAUUCCUGCCGAGUAUGCCUUCUGAAAGAUGUUUGAAGGGCAGCUGGUGGGCGUGAAGGACCAGGGUUGGUGCGGUGCCUCGUGGGUGUUCUCCGCACUCAGCGUCGCUCAGAACAGGUUAGGUCAUUCAGGCUCAGCCAAAGGUCACUGUGACACAUACACACACACAUCUACACACUUAGACACAAACACCCACGCAAAAACACCACCGUCAGAUUUUAAGGAGACACUAAACCAUUCUCAUAAAUGCCUUCUCGCUGCCUACAGGUUGGUCAUGGAAUCCAACGGAGUGUAUAGAGUGAGCUUCUCUGCCCAGGACCUGCUGAGCUGCGGCAGUCUUGGAGUUAAUGGAUGUCUCGGAGGGCACCUGGAUAGGGCGUGGCACUAUCUCAGGAUGACUGGGGCUUUACCGGAGGUAUGUUACCCUUAUAGAAGUGGAUUUACCAGGAAACUGCCCACGUGCGCCAAGAAUUCGGGACUUGGUUGCCAGUCUCGCUACAAGAGUGGACCAGCCUAUCGCUUACCUAGUAAAGAGCGAUAUAUUCAAAGGGAGAUUAUUACAAACGGACCCGUGCAAGCGCUGAUGACGGUGCACCCUGAUUUCUUCCUGUACAAGACCGGCGUGUACUCUUACUCUGAGCUGGGAAGCCCCCACUCGGCCGCCCAUUCUGUCAAGCUCCUUGGCUGGGGCGAGGAACGUGUGAACGGCAAAACGGUCAAAUAUUGGGUAAAUGUGAACUCGUGGGGGAAAUACUGGGGUGAGGCUGGCUACUUCAGGCUCCUCCGGGGCUCGAACGAGUGUGGCAUCGAGUCCCACGUCUUCACUGCCAAACCGCAGUGCGAGAGUCUCUAUCACGGACUGGAGAUGGAGUGUUAAAAAGGGGGAAACCAAAGCGCGUGUAAGUCCUGUGUGAAUUGGUGUUGAACGCCGCGUGGAUCUUGUGAAAUCUUUUUUUUUUAUGUGUGUGUGUGUGAAAGAGAGUGUGGAAUUAGAUUUACACUUUUUUAUAUGUUUAUUUAUUUUAUUUUU